Molecule: messenger RNA, 1146 nt
Organism: Juglans regia (Persian walnut)
Lineage: Eukaryota; Viridiplantae; Streptophyta; Magnoliopsida; Fagales; Juglandaceae
Product: mediator-associated protein 2-like
Exons: 4
Coding region: 195-830 (211 amino acids)
Source: RefSeq, a predicted model, not a curated record
AUAUAUAUGGGUUCUUGGCGACCCAAAGGGCUGAUCUUUUGUGAAAUUGAUUUAAGUUGGGAUUGAUAAAAAGGUGUUUGACAAAAUUAUUGGCGUGGGUUUGUGUUUUUUGUUAUUUCUUAUCUAACUCUGAUAGUUGCUUUACUGUUUGGAAAUACAGUUUGGGGUUUUUUUUUGAGUUGGAGAUUGAGGGAAUGGAUUCUGACAAUGAACUAGGUUACAAACCUCCUCCAGAGUUUCAAGUGGAGGCUGCCAAGGAACCACUUAUCGACCCUAGUUCGACGGACUCCAAAGAACUUUGGCUCAUUCAGUGGCCUAAUAGUAAAGAACUUCCUGGAUUGGAUGGGCAAGAACUGUCACUCAAACUUCAUCAUGAUGGAAAGUUGGGCAGUUUUGAGGAUUCAUCUGGAAAAGUUUUUGAUCUUGUUAGCUUUGCGGCUCAAGAGUCAAAUGCAACAGUUUUUCUUUCCUCUGAAUCAGAGUCAAAAAUUGUUGGGAAGAUUUCACGGCUGGUUUCCCUUGUCCAUUAUCCAGAUCCUAAUGAAAGUCAAAAACCCAUUUCCAGUAACUUGAGACAUUUUCAGAAAUCUAGGGGAAUUUCACUGACAAAUUCAUCCCGUCAAUUUUCUACACAAAGUACCCUGCUUAGAAACUCACAAUCGACAAGUGGAUAUUCGGGUUCCACACACAAUAGCAGACGGAGAAGUUGCUUAUCUGAAGAAGGGGAGCCAUCAAAGCCUCUUAAAAGAAGACGUGCGCGUGAUUCUACUGGGUCUGCAGAGCGUUCUACUCGAGACUCAGAGCGAGGUCAUAGUGCAGUUACUUCAUAAGGGUCCUGUUUAAAAUAAAUGAAAGAAGAUAGUCGAAAAUGAAGAGCAAGGUGCCCUCCUUGUCGCCUUCAUUAAUGAUUUAUCUUCAAAUAUGCAAAAUGAGUUUUCGUUUUUUGGCAAGUGAACGUGCUAAUAAAUCAUCAAUGCCUCACUGGCAUUCAUGAUUUACAAAUUUUCUAGUUCAUUUUGUAGUCUUGGAAUGGGAGUUCCGGAAUCAUUGAGAAAAUUGCAGAGAGAGCUGAUGAAAGAAAAACUAGAUAUUUUCUGCCGUUUGAUUUUUGGCUCAUGUUAUGCACUGGAACUAUAAUUUGACAUU